GAUUAAUAUGAAUAUGGACAACAUGGCAAACAGGGGGUUCAGGAGAAGUAUUUAUAAACCUGCACCUCGAAAACGUUCGGAACAGGGCCCAAAACUUCCCUCAUCCGAUUUACGUUGAUCUAGGACUCAAAACUUUACUGUUUUAAAGCAACCAAUCAAUUCCAAGAGUCCCCAAAGAUGCAAGGCUGAAGGGUCUAAAUUUAGAGAUGGCUCUAAACGCAAUUCUUCCCUGAGUUUCAUCAAAAAUGCUGGAAGUGUCAGGAAGGAACAAUCUUGCAAAUUGAUGCCUGCAAAAGUCAAGUCUGUAAGGAAGCCAGUGCACCAGGACCUCGCUCCUCAGGGAUGUAAUGCAAAAUCGCGAUUAAGUCGAGAAGACAGGGAAGAUGAUCAUGAGCAAAAUGAAAAUUUUGUUCAAGAAUUAGAAGAUAGGGUCGAAGCUGAUUUAGAAGUUGAGAAUAUUUUCUUAAAUCUUUCACAGGAAGAAGUCUCUCAGAUUUCAAUGUCCUUGCCUGAAAGACCUACUAAUCCUAUUGUCAAUGAUCAGGUAUUCCUCCAAGGUAAUGAAGAUCGUAUUGAUCAACAGAGUAAACUGUGCUGCCUUAGUCUCGAGAAACUUACUUCUUUAAGCCAGAGAGAAUGCAGCAUUGAGAGACAGAAAAGAAUAUUCCAGGAAGAUUUAGAAGCCCAGAAUGAAAUCAAGGAGCUAUUUUUAUCUCCAUCUACAAAGAUAGAUAGCAGAGCUUCUACCUUUUAUUCAUUGUCAUGCUCUUCUGAGAUAUCCUCUUUUGAGGUUGAGGUGUCUAAGCCUUUAUUAAAAGAGAUUUAUAUGGAAAACUAAGCAUCCCCAGAGGUCCUAAUUUUCAAGUCAACUGGCUUGUUCAGUGAAGGUAAAGUUCUAUUAAUACAGAAAACUAAUAACCAGCGAUUAUGUGUGCUCAAAUAAAAAUGAUAAUGCAAUAUUUUGGAUAACCUUGUCCAAGAUUGGCCUGCUAUCAUGCCUAUUUUUGAGUGGAGCUCUGUACCCUAGUUUCAAACUUCCUUUGAGAUGGCUCAGCCAGAAGGUAGAAGGACUUCCCUGAUCUAGGUGUGUAUCAUUGCUCAUGCUUCGCAUUGGUUAUGCUGUAUUUCUUGCCUUCCAAUGU
Moneuplotes crassus is the source of this 1142-nucleotide messenger RNA. The record is from the annotation of a GenBank genome assembly. Lineage: Eukaryota; Ciliophora; Spirotrichea; Euplotida; Euplotidae.